AUGGGAGCCUGCGAGUCGUUGGAGGCCAAAGCCGCCCGAGAAGCAGCGCUAGUUUCGAAGAAAAUUGAUCGAGAACUGGAACGAAAGAACAACGGUAACAUGGAACAAAAACUAUUGCUACUUGGACCCGGUGAAAGUGGUAAAAGCACCUGUUUGAAGCAGUUGAAAAUAAUGCACGCAAAUGGUUACUCGGAACAGGAGAUUCAAGAGAAGAAGUUCGUGGUUUACAUGAACAUUGUACAAGCGAUGAGCGCUCUUCUGGACGCCAAGGAUACGCUAGGGAUUGCGUUCGACAACAGUUCUAUGGAG
This is a messenger RNA of Ostertagia ostertagi, 309 nucleotides long. The record is from the annotation of a GenBank genome assembly. NCBI's taxonomy places the organism in Eukaryota, Metazoa, Nematoda, Chromadorea, Rhabditida, Trichostrongylidae.